Molecule: messenger RNA, 1764 nt
Organism: Cherax quadricarinatus
Lineage: Eukaryota; Metazoa; Arthropoda; Malacostraca; Decapoda; Parastacidae
Source: RefSeq, a predicted model, not a curated record
AUGGCUACAGCUGGUCACACUCCACAGACUCAGCCACAGAUGGCUAUAGCUAGCCACACUCCACAGACCCAGCCACAGAUGGCUACAGCGAGCCACACUCCACAGACCCAGCCACAGAUGGCUACAGCUAGCCACACUCCACAGACCCAGCCACAGAUGGCUACAGCUAGCCACACUCCACAGACUCAGCCACAGAUGGCUACAGCUAGCCACACUCCACAGACUCAGCCACAGAUGGCUACAGCUAGCCACACUCCACAGACCCAGCCACAGAUGGCUACAGCUAGCCACACUCCACAGACCCAGCCACAGAUGGCUACAGCUAGCCACACUCCACAGACCCAGCCACAGAUGGCUACAGCUAGCCACACUCCACAGACCCAGCCACAGAUGGCUACAGCUGGCCAGGCUUUCAUUUAUUUCCUUGACAGGGAGAUGAGCUGGCUCGCAGGCGUGGUGUGGGCGUGUUUGGGCGUGAUGUGGGCGUGUGUGGGCGUGGUGGUGGCUAGUGGUGGGGUACAGAUGUUUCAGGUGGUAGGUGGUGGCCAGUGUGGGGAACCUUACCAAUCCCUAAUUACUGCCUCAGCUGUCACCUGCGCCCUCACCUGUUGUACUAGGAGUGAGUGUGCAGGCUUCCAGACCACCAGCACGAACCAGGCUAGAGUUGUGACAGGUGAGCCAGGAGUCACCUGUGACCUCCUCCAUACAAUCACCUCUCCUGACCUCUCCGAGGGAUACACUUGUUAUGCUAGAGUGGAAUCCAGUGCCAGUAGCACCAUCGCUAACAUCAGUCCUUCCAGUAGCAAGACCAGCAGUGCUACUACCCCUCAAAGCAAGACCAGCGUCGUUACUUCACCGCCAGGAAGUUCGUCCGAGCCUUCAGUAAACACCGCUCUUGCCUCUACAGUUUCUGAAGGCACUACCAACAACAUUCUUCUGCUGAACUCCGCAUCUACAAUCCAGCCGACAAAAUCGACCUCAGCUACAACCCAGUCAACAAACAUGACACAGGCUACAACCCAGUCAGCAAACAUGACACAGGCUACAACCCAGUCAGCAAACAUGACCCAGGCUACAACCCAGUUAACAAACAUGACCCAGGCUACAACCCAGUCAACAAACAUGACACAGGCUACAACCCAGUCAACAAACAUGACCCAGGCUACAACCCAGUCAGCAAACAUGACCCAGGCAACAACCCAGCCAACAAACAAGACCCGAUCCCCAUCCCCAUCCCCAUCCCCAUCCCCAUCCAAGUCAGCAAACAUGACUCCAGCUGCAACCCAAGCCGCAGCCACAAACAAAUCCACGACGGCAGCAAUAACACCACUAACAACCAUAACCACAACCUUAGCAUCCACAACGCACAUCCUCUCCUCUGUUGAAGUCUACUGCUCACCUCUGGGAAGAUGUGGCGUAAACAAGGUUCAAUUUAACAGCUCAGGCAUGAUAGUAAAGCUAUACUCCAUCCAGAGCAGUAAGAGCUUUACAGAGACUACCCCAAGCGUUCUUUCAACCUUCAAUAGCAACUCAGAGGGGUGUCCUGUAGGAAAGGCUAUGGUAGGCUUUGCUAUCGGAGCAAUGAUGGUGAUGCAAGGGGCUUGUGCUACGGUAGUGAACUUCUUAGUGAACUCCUGCAAUAAUGAAAAUAUAGACCAGGGCUCCAACACCAUUUCCUGCUCCUCUGACUCCAUUAUGAUAGGCUUUCAGUGGAACCUACUUACCAAAUCGCGCUCGAUUGUCACCUGCUGUUCCCUGAAUUAG